Messenger RNA from Vicia faba (fava bean), 459 nucleotides. Lineage: Eukaryota; Viridiplantae; Streptophyta; Magnoliopsida; Fabales; Fabaceae. The record is from the annotation of a GenBank genome assembly.
AUGGCGGAAGAACACAGAUUGCAAGCACCGCGAUUAUGCGUCAACAAUUGUGGAUUCUUCGGAAGCACCGCCACGGAGAAUCUCUGUUCACGGUGCUAUCGAGAUUUACAGCUUAAGGAACAACAAGCUGAAUCAGCGAAACUCGUUCUCAAUCAAUCGAUCUCGGUGCCGGCGAAGGAGGAUUUGGUUUCGGAACCGUCGUCUUCGUCGCCGGAUCCGGUUGAUUUGCCUAGCGUUGUUGAAGAGGCGAAGGCGAAACCGUUGCAGCAGAAUCGGUGUAUGACGUGUAAGAAGCGCGUGGGGCUCACGGGAUUUAAGUGCAAGUGCGGGAUGAUGCUGUGUGGGACCCACCGGUAUCCGGAGCAGCAUGGUUGUGAGUUUGAUUUCAAGGGGCUGGGGAGAGAGCAGAUCGCGAAGGCGAACCCAGUGGUGAAGGGUGAGAAACUCCAGAAGAUUUGA